Molecule: messenger RNA, 1735 nt
Organism: Tilletiaria anomala UBC 951
Lineage: Eukaryota; Fungi; Basidiomycota; Exobasidiomycetes; Georgefischeriales; Tilletiariaceae
Product: 14-3-3 protein
Exons: 5
Coding region: 454-1245 (263 amino acids)
Biological process (GO): signal transduction
Cellular component (GO): cytoplasm
Source: RefSeq, a predicted model, not a curated record
GCCCCGAGUCGCCCCAUCUGUCUGCCGUUAAAGGUGAGUACUACUGCACGCACAGGGACAUCAGGGCCUGUCAGUUGUGAAACUGGGCGCGGAGGCGGGCCGAUACCGCGCGAGGGAAGGUUGCUGUUUCGUCGCGGGAGCUCGUCACGACGCGCAAGUCACGCUUGGAGAUAUCGAACUUUGGCUCCAGUACACGCAAUCGGUUACGACACUCUUGCUGGCGUCAACAGCAGGCUGAGGGGAUGGUGUCAGGCUCUCUGAGCGGUGUUGCCUGCGGGAUGAUGGGGUAUCCUGCGACAGGAUGUCGCGAGAAUGCGUGUUGUUAUGCGCGCGGAUGUUGUCGUCCCACCGUUACUAAUACACGACUACGCACGCGCACAACCUUGAUCAAGGUUUGCUGACACUCCUGCGCAUAUUACUUUACCCAGUACAAACGUACCACACUCAUUCAUCAUGCCUGAAACUCGUGAGGACUCCGUCUACCUCGCCAAGCUCGCUGAGCAGGCUGAGCGAUACGAGGAGAUGGUUGAGAACAUGAAGCGCGUUGCUUCAUCGGACCAGGAGCUCACUGUUGAGGAGAGGAACCUGCUCUCGGUCGCAUACAAGAAUGUCAUCGGUGCUCGCCGUGCAUCCUGGCGCAUUGUCUCCUCCAUCGAGCAGAAGGAGGAGAGCAAGGGCAACGAGGCACAGGUUGCGAUGAUCAAGAAGUACCGUGAGAAGAUCGAGGCCGAGCUCGCCAAGAUUUGCGAGGACAUUCUCGACGUUCUCGACAAGCACCUCAUUCCUUCCGCAGCUUCGGGAGAGAGCAAGGUCUUCUACCACAAGAUGAAGGGUGACUACCACCGCUACCUCGCUGAAUUCGCCACGGGCGACAAGCGGAAGGACUCUGCAGACAAGUCGCUGGAGGCAUACAAGGCUGCUUCGGACGUCGCGGUCACCGAGUUGCCACCGACUCACCCGAUUCGUCUCGGCCUUGCCCUCAACUUCUCCGUGUUCUACUACGAGAUUCUCAACAGCCCUGAUCGUGCUUGCCACCUCGCCAAGCAGGCAUUCGACGACGCCAUCGCCGAGCUCGACACGCUCUCUGAAGAGAGCUACAAGGACUCGACUCUGAUCAUGCAACUGCUCCGUGACAACUUGACCCUGUGGACGAGCGACAUGCAAGAUUCGGAGGCGAAGGCUGAGCCAGCCGCUGGCGAGCAGCCGGCCCCUGCUGAGGCUGCCAAAGGCGAGGAGGCCGCCUAGAGGAUCGGUGUUCGAAUUGGAAACAACUAAGCACAGUGAAGAAGGAGGAAAGGAGGCGCUUCGUCCACGGUCUUAGGGUUGUCUGCAUCGUCGUCGGUCUAAGGAGGUUCUCUGCUCGUUAAAGAUACACGAGGGGUCGGGCCAAUAAGAGUGCUUGGGGAAACAUUUGAACGAUUUUCAUGAACGAAUUGGUCUUCUUUCGGUUUCCGCGCUGUCCUAGAAAGGUUCAAGAAAAGCCGCCAAGUCAUCUCUACGGGUUUUCGCUGUCCCCACGCGCAGUCAAGCAGCCCUCGGGUCAUUUUUCCCAUCACGUCAAUUCGCGCGCAAGUCUCUCACCUACGCAUGCACUGGAGGCAGGUGACAAUCGCUUGUAGCCCACCCGCGAGCUUUGUCCUCCUUUCUCUUCUCUCAUUUCUCUCGUCUCGUGUCUCCCCCAACCUCCAUGUCUCGUAAACCCUUUGAUCAGAAUACAGUACAAUCCGUUCUCGAU